Molecule: messenger RNA, 6414 nt
Organism: Alosa alosa (allis shad)
Lineage: Eukaryota; Metazoa; Chordata; Actinopteri; Clupeiformes; Clupeidae
Product: zonadhesin-like
Exons: 26
Coding region: 81-6146 (2021 amino acids)
Cellular component (GO): membrane
Molecular function (GO): protein binding
Source: RefSeq, a predicted model, not a curated record
AUCAAGGCUCACUCACAGAUCCCCCUCCACAUACACCUGGCCACUGAACGCUAUCAGUCGGACAGUAGUGACGGCACAUCAUGCUAAGAGGCACAGGUCUGUGGCUGCUCUCGGCAGUGAUCUGCCUGAAUGUCCUGCAUGGGAAAGCUUACACGAGAUUUGAUGACAGCAAUUCAUCCGUUACACUUCCAAAUUGGAGGACAGGUGCAGAAUAUAUAACACAAUGUGAUUUCAAUGAGAACCUCACUCCACUUUGUGGUUGGAGUGCAGCAGGGCUGUUACGGACGCUGAGUGGAGAAGGGGAGUUCCACCUUGUGAUGGAUGACUCUGUAAUGAGCCCCUCUGGCCGACUGGAGAGUGACAUCUUUAACGCGUCCGAGGAGUCGUGCCUGGAGUUCUGGUACCACGUGCCAGCUGGCCACAACAGCACAGAGCUGAGGGUCCUCCUGAGGCGUGCAGACACAGACACAGGGGAGACACAGCUGUGGAGCUCGUCCACCGCGGAGGACACCGAUGCCUGGAGGCAAGAGUUCCUUCCCCUGGGGCAGUCAGAGGAGAUGGGCAUGCAGGUGGUAUUUGAGAUGGCCCAAGAUCUUCCCGAGGAUGGGGAGGUUGCCAUUGAUAAAGUUGGAAUCAGGAAAGGACAGUGUGGGGUGCAGUGUCAGGAUGGGAGUGAGUUCUGGACAGACGAGGCCACCCGUUGUGUGUGCAGCGGGGGCCGACUCUCGUGUUCCCCGGCCACCUGCCCAGAGGGACACACCUGUGUCCAGUCAGCCCCAACCGGCAGCUCGGAACCCUCCGGCACCUGUGUGGCCCACAGCAAGCCUCGCUACACCACUUUUGACGGGGUCAACUUCGGCUUCGUGGGGCCCUGCACCUACAUCCUGGCCAAGACGUGCACUGAGGGAGCGACAGAGCAGCCUCUACCCUUCAUCGUGGAGGCGGAGAACGAGCAGCAGGGGAACUCGUCUGUCUCAUCUGUCCAGCAGGUGAACGUGGACCUAAAGGGUGUCCACCUGUCCAUGCUGAGGAAGGAGUUUAAAAGAGUUAUGGUGAAUGGCAUGUGGAGAAGUCUUCCCUUGAGCCUGAGUGGAGGGACUAUCACAAUCAAAAAAAAAGGAGCCAAAGUGAUUCUGAUGACAGACUUCCUCCUGACCGUGUCCUACCACGCCUCUGGGGAGGUGCGGGUGACGGUUCCCGGCCAGUACUUGGGCAAGCUCUGCGGCAUGUGCGGCAACUUCAACCACAUCAAAGAGGAUGACUUCAUUCGGCCAGACGGCUUGCUGGCGGCCGACGCAGACACCCUGGGCCAGAGUUGGCAGAGCAGCAGUACUCGGUGCGACGCGCCCAUUCUGCCCAGCGUGUGCCGGGGCCAGGAGACGCUGGAGUACGCAUCGGAGCCCUACUGUGGCGCCGUCCUGGCCGCCGACGGGCCGUUCGCCGCCUGCUCGGAAGCCCUGAGCGCCGAGAGCUUCAUUGCCAGCUGUGUGUUGGACAUGUGCACCACCCACGGGGACCCGGAGACCCUGUGCGACCUGCUCAACACCUACGCCAUCACCUGUCGCCAGGCCGGCAUCACCGUGCCCCAGUGGAGAAACAGCACGUUCUGCCCUCUGGUGUGUGCUGAGAACAGCCACUAUAACGCCUGUGCCAGUGGCUGCCCCGAGGUCUGCUCCAGCAUGGACGUGGCAGAGUCCUGCGGAGGGCAGUGUGAGGAGAGGUGCGAGUGUGACCCUGGCUUCAUGCUGAGUGCAGGGAGCUGUGUGCCCGCCCAGGACUGUGGCUGCUGGGUGGACGGGGAACACUACGAGAAAGGCAUGACGUUCAUGGCAGGGCAGUGUGACAGGCUUUGCCAGUGCAUGGGCCAGGACAAUGUCCUGUGCUCUGCCUCAUCCUGCUCCGCCGACCAAGUCUGCAAGGUCAGGUACGGGGUCAUGGGCUGCGAGCCAUCUGAGCUGGUCACCUGUUACGUCUACGGUGACCCCCAUUACAUCACCUUCGACGGCAAGGCCUACAACUUCCAGGGCGGCUGCAACUACACGCUGGCAAAGACGUGCGGCCCCACGCCUUUUCAAUUUACUGUGACGACCCGCAACCAGAACUCUGUGCGUUCCACCUGGUCAGCACUGGAGUCUGUGGCCCUCGAGUUGGACGGCCUCCACAUCGCCAUGAGGAUGGGCAAAAGAGUUUAUGUAAACGGAGCUGAGGUUUUCCCACCUAUGGCACCUAGCGCUGCCAUCGACAUAUCCUUUAAUGGAACCUAUGUUCACCUGCACACUGACUUUGGACUGUCCCUCCUCUUUGAUGGCGAGAACCGUCUCUUCCUCCAAGUGGAUGAACGCUACAAGGGGCAGAUAUGUGGCCUAUGUGGCACCUACUCUGGCAGCCAGUUUGAUGAUUUUGUGACCCCCGACGGAGAGCUCCUCGGCAGGCCAGGCCCGUUUGGGAACAGCUGGAAGGUGGCAGACACUGACUGGACUUGCACAGACGAAUCCGCCGUGCAGCCUUCCUGCCCCCCCGAGCUGCAGCAGCAGGGUUUCCAGGAGUGUAGUAAGAUGUUCGGGGACACUUUCAUGGCCUGCCACAUGUUCGUGCCCCCACAAAUUUAUGUGGACAGCUGUGUGUACGACCACUGUGCCACCAUCGGGGACCUGGACAAGCUCUGUGCCUCGCUGGAGUCCUAUGUUAGAGCCUGCGAGAUAAACGGGUGGCGCUGGGGGACUGGAGUAAAGACACCGUCUGUGGUGAGCUGCUACUUCAACUGCAUUCAACUUCCAUAUCCCACAGCCACAACCAUACCAAUUACAACAACUCCAACCACCCCAUCUCCAGCUCAUUGCCCAUUAAACUGCAAUUUUGACAUUGAUGAAUGUGGAUGGCAUCAGCUUGUGCAGGACAGUUUCGAUUGGACCAGACACUCAGGCUCCACCCAUUCGGACCUCACCGGACCAUCCAGUGAUCACACAACAGGAAGUGGCUACUACAUGCACCUGGAAGGUGACGACGGGGUCCAUGGCGACUCGGCCCGUAUGAUGAGCCCGGCGUGCACCGUGCCAGGCAACCACUGCCUGCGCUUCUGGUACCACAUGUACGGCACGUCCUUCCUUAUGGCGCUCAACGUCUACCAGCUGGUUGACAACAAGGCCACAAAGGUCUGGUCCAAACUCAACAACCAGGGCAACUACUGGCAAGAGGCGAAGGUGAACAUUAAGGUGUCCGGGCCGUUUCAGAUCAUUGUGGAAGCAAUCAGAGGUUCCACUGAGUUGUCUGACGUGGCACUGGAUGAUGUCUCGAUAACAUAUGGAGGAUGUGGAGAUUCAUCGAGCACAGGCAUAUACCCUACCACACUGCCCCCUGUGACAAAUGGAAACUCAGGAAAUCCCCACCCAGUCUGUGACAUCGCCUGUAAUUUCGACAAUAGCCUCUGUUCAUGGCACCAGCUGCCCACUGACAGUUUUGAUUGGACAUGGCAGAGUGGCUCCACCCCUACUCUGAUGACAGGUCCCUCCUCAGAUCACACCAGUGGAGGUGGCCAUUACCUAUAUGUUGAAGGAGACGGAGUGCAUAACGGUGACACAGCUCGCAUCCUGAGUGGAGAAUGUUCUGAUCCGGGUCCCCAGUGUCUUCAGUUCUGGUACCACAUGUAUGGCACAGCAGACACCAUGGGCCUAAGCGUGCAUCUUUUGGAGGACCGACUGACACAAGGAGUUUGGACCAAGAGGAACAACCAAGGAGAUAAAUGGCAUAAAGCAGAGAUUGACCUGAUGACUACGGGCCCAUUUCAGAUAAUUUUAGAGGGACGCAGAGGAACAACCGAACUCUCUGAUGUGGCUGUGGAUGAUAUCUCACUUUAUCGUGGUUCCUGCGCAGACUUAGUGAAACCAGUUUCCCCUUCUCCCACUUCAAGUGUAAAUAUCUCAGCAACUACAGUCAUGCUAGAGACAACAGCACCUCCAGUUAAUCCAGAAACACCAGCACCACCAGUUAAUCCAGAAACGCCAGCACCUCCAGUAAAUCCAGAAACGGCAGCACCUCCAGUUAACCCAGAAACACCAGCACCUUCAGUUAAUCCAGAAACACCAGCACCUCCAGUUAAUCCAGAAACGCCAGCACCUCCAGUAAACCCAGAGACACCAGCACCUCCAGUAAAUCCAGAAACGGCAGCACCUCCAGUUAACCCAGAAACACCAGCACCUCCAGUUAAUCCAGAAACACCAGCACCUCCAGUUAAUCCAGAAACACCAGCACCACCAGUUAAUCCAGAAACACCAGCACCACCAGUAAAUCCAGAAACGGCAGCACCUCCAGUUAAUCCAGAAACACCAGCACCACCAGUUAAUCCUGAAACACCAGCACCUCCAGUUAACCCGGAAACACCAGCACCUCCAGUAAAUCCAGAAACACCAGCACCUCCAGUUAACCCAGAGACACCAGCACCUCCAGUUAACCCAGAGACACCAGCACCUCCAGUAAACCCAGAGACACCAGCACCACCAGUUAAUCCAGAAACACCAGCACCUUCAGUUAACCCGGAAACACCAGCACCUCCAGUAAAUCCAGAAACACCAGCACCUCCAGUUAACCCAGAGACACCAGCACCUCCAGUUAACCCAGAGACACCAGCACCUCCAGUAAAUCCAGAAACACCAGCACCACCAGUUAAUCCAGAAACACCAGCACCUUCAGUUAACCCAGAGACACCAGCACCUCCAGUAAAUCCAGAGACACCAGCACCUCCAGUUAAUCCAGAGACACCAGCACCUCCUACAAGUAAUCCAGAAACGCCAGCACCACCAGUUAAUCCAGAGACACCAGCACCUCCAGUAAAUCCAGAGACACCAGCACCUCCAGUAAAUCCAGAAACACCAGCACCACCAGUUAAUCCAGAGACACCAGCACCUCCAAUUAACCCAGAGACACCAGCACCUCCAGUAAAUCCAGAGACACCAGCACCACCAGUUAAUCCAGAGACACCAGCACCUCCAGUAAAUCCAGAGACACCAGCACCACCAGUUAAUCCAGAGACACCAGCACCUCCUCCAGUAAACCCAGAAACCCCAGCUCCCCCAACAGUCAAACCCACCACAUCUGCACCAACCACUCCAGAGCCAACCCCAUCGUGUCCAAAGAAUAGCCACUUCACUGACUGCAUGCCUGCCUGCCAGCCCACCUGUAAGCAUCUGCACGGCUCUCCCCACUGCGACACAAAUGAACCAUGUGUGGGAGGCUGUGUGUGCAAUGACGGCUUUGUGCUCAAGGACAGAGUGUGUGUGCCCAUCCGAAAGUGUGGCUGCCAGGACAACAAAGGACAGAACCAUUAUUUUGAUGAGGUCUGGUACACAGAUCACUGUGAGAAGAGGUGUGAGUGUGAGGAGGAUGAUGGUGAAGGACACAUUGAGUGUGACGAUGAUGAGUGUGACGGGGAUGACAUCUGCUAUAUGGAUGGAGAGGGAGAAUACACGUGCAAGUCCACAGACUUCAGUGAGUGCACUAUUGAGGAAGACCCCGAGUACAGAACGUUCGACGACAUGAAGCAUGACUUUGAGGGGACCCACUCUUAUGUCCUGGUCCAAUCAAUUGGUCUGCCAAAGAACCUCCCCGACGUCUAUGUUGAGGGCAUCAACCGAAUAAAGAAUGAUCAGCAUGGGGACAGCAGCGAGGAAGACCAUGAUGAUGACCAUGGCAGCAGAGGAAGAGACGACAGCAGUGAGGAGGAUGGCAGCAAUGAACAUGGAGACAGUGGCUUCCCAAGGGAGCUAAAGAUCAGAGUCUACAACCACACUGUGGAGUUUAAGAAGAACAGGAAACUUUAUGUGGAUGGUAUGAGGUCUCAACCACCAGUAUCACCAACCACAGGUCUCAAGGUCCUUCAGCGAUCCUCUCGCAUCUACCUUAAAACAGACUUUGGAUUCUCUGUAGAGUUUAAUGGAAUUGGCAAAACUGAGAUCAUCCUGCCACACACAUACAAGAGGAGAGUGGGAGGACUGUGUGGGAACUUUGACGGCAAGAAGAAGAACGACAUGAUGAAGCCAGAUGGCAGCCAGGCCAAACGUGUUAAGGAAUUUGGAGAGAGUUGGAGAGUGACAGAGGAGAGGCUGAAUAUAAGAUGGAGGCGAUCAGCAAGGCGUGGUUUGUCUCGACCCUGAGAGAACAUCUACAGGCCAAUGGCAUGGAUUUCAUACUUCUUUUUCCUUUAACAUAAAUAUAACUUAAGUGUGUCACAUAUACACUAGUGCUUUCAGUUAAAAAUCCAGUUUAUUUUUGUUUGUAAUAUUUCCUUUUAAGAUUUCCUUAUGUUCCAUAGUCUAUUGUACAUUAGAGUCAUUAUAUACCUUACAUUAUAGUAGAUGUGAGAUGCUUUGUAUACAUUAUAAGUAUUAUCAUCAAAUAAAGUAAUAAUGUCACAUGUCUUUA